Messenger RNA from Anas platyrhynchos (mallard), 6573 nucleotides. RefSeq names its product ALG10 alpha-1,2-glucosyltransferase (gene ALG10). The record is from RefSeq and is a predicted model, not a curated record. NCBI's taxonomy places the organism in Eukaryota, Metazoa, Chordata, Aves, Anseriformes, Anatidae. Gene Ontology annotation, cellular component: endoplasmic reticulum. Gene Ontology annotation, biological process: protein N-linked glycosylation; dolichol-linked oligosaccharide biosynthetic process. Gene Ontology annotation, molecular function: dolichyl pyrophosphate Glc2Man9GlcNAc2 alpha-1,2-glucosyltransferase activity.
CCCUGUCCGUCCUGCCCUCCCCGGCCGGCAGCAUGGAGGGCGUGGAGGCGUACGGCUUCUCCGCCGCCAUGAGCGGCGCCUUCCUCGUCUCCUCCCUGCUCUUCGCGGCGUUCAACCGCCGCCUGCGGGAGCCCUACAUGGACGAGGUCUUCCACGUCCCCCAGGCACAAGCUUACUGCCAUGGCAGCUUCCUGCAGUGGGACCCCAUGAUCACGACCCUGCCGGGUCUGUACCUGCUGUCGGUCGGUGUGGUGAAACCCGCAGCGUGGCUCUUCGGGUGGACGGGUCCCAUCGUGUGCUCCACAGGAAUGCUCCGCUUUAUCAACCUCCUCUUCAGCGCUGGCAACUUCUACCUGCUCUAUUUACUGCUCCUAAAGAUUCACCAGAAAAAUAAGGCUGUGUCUGGUUUCCAGAGAAUUUUGUCUUCAUUGACUCUUGCAAUAUUUCCCACCCUUUAUUUUUUUACAUUCCUUUAUUAUACGGACCCGGGAUCAGUAUUUUUUACUCUCUUUGCAUAUUUAAUGUGCCUUUAUGGUAACCAUAAAGCUUCAGCCCUGCUCGGAUUUUGUGGCUUCAUGUUUCGCCAGACAAAUAUUGUGUGGACAGUUUUUUGUGCUGGAAAUGUUGUUGCAGAGAAGCUGAAUGAAGCCUGGAAGACAGAGUUACUGAAAAAGAAAGAUGAAAAGGUCUCUGCCAUGAAAGGAUCGUUUCCAGAUCUGAUCAGAGUAUUGAAGUUUCUUAUUGAAUAUCUUACAUCACCUAAAAACUUAGUUACGCUUGUUGCUUUGACUUGGCCAUAUAUAAUAUUAGUCACUGCGUUCUUUGUUUUUGUCUUCGUCAAUGGUGGGAUAGUUGUUGGUGACAGAAGUAGCCAUGAAGCCUGUUUGCACUUUCCUCAGCUGUUCUAUUUUCUGUCCUUUACUGUCUUUUUUUCCUUCCCUCACUUACUGACCCCUACUAAAAUCAGCAAAUUCCUGCUGUCGUUGCGGAAACACCCCGUGCAGUACGGCUUAAUCACCAUCAUCUCUUUAUUCCUGGUUUGGAAAUUUACCUACGUUCAUAAGUAUUUACUAGCAGAUAACAGACAUUACACGUUCUAUGUCUGGAGAAAAAUCUUCCAAAGGCACGAACUUGUUAAAUAUGCAUUAGUUCCAGCCUAUAUAUUUGCUGGCUGGAGUUUUUUUGAUACCCUAAAAACAAAGCCAGUAUUCUGGACCUUAAUGUAUUUUGUGUGCUUAUUAGCAGUCACCGUUCCUCAAAAGCUGCUAGAAUUUCGUUACUUUAUUUUGCCAUUCUUAAUAUACAGGCUCAAUAUUCCAUUUCCCUCUCUUUCCAGACAACUCCUUGAGUUGGCUUUUUAUAUUGCUGUGAACGUGGUAGCUUUUUUUCUUUUUCUAAACAAAACAUUUCAAUGGCCAAAUAGCGUGGAAGUCCAGAGGUUUAUGUGGUGACUUUUUUUUUUUUUUUUAACCUUCAUACCUUGAGGAAAAGCCAGUACCAUUUCAAGGCUGUGCACUCUGGAAUGACGUACUGUGUUUUGCAUUAUGUAUGAACAUUUUUGCCCCAGUGGGGAUUGGGGAAGGAAGGAAGUUGCAUAUGUUCUUGGAACUGAAUGUGAGGUCUGGUAUCUCGUAAAGUGAAGGUAUUAUAAAUACUGAAUUUCUGAGCUCCUGGAAUUAACAAAUUCAGUAGGAGAGGAAAUUUGAGAACACUUUCCAGUAAUUAAUGUGAAAUAUGGGGGAUGUUUACAGUCAUUUCGCAUUAUAAUAUAUUCUCUAAUGUACUUAAAGAUAUGACAGUUGAUGUUUCAGAGGCUUCUCUUUAAAACAGAGUACCUAAGUGUUUAACCUCCUUGUUACUUCUGGGUGCAUGUUUACUCACUGGAACGGGCCGCUUCCAUCUACGGCUGCUAAAGGUCAAGGUAUGAAACACUGCUAAAGUAUAAUGUUUGCAAAAACACCUACGUCCCACUGAAUUUUCAUGAGUUUUUUUGUCAAUAAACGCUUACAUUAGUUUUGCAAACAGAAUGUAGGCUCUUUAAUGAUUAGGACAUUUGGAAAAUUUUACUUCAAACUGAUAUUUAGAAAAUACAGUGGAAGCUGUAUGCAUCUACCUUCGUUGGGGGAAUAAAUGUUAUUGUACAACAAAAGAUAAAUUGCAGUUGAUAAUGUGGCCUAUUAGAAGGGGAGCAAUUUAUGUGUGUCAGACUGAAAUGUGUCGUUACACAGUGGAAUGCGGUAUAAUGAAUACCCUUCCAAAUAAUAAGGCUUUUAUGUCCUGAAGUUCUGUGCUUGCAGAUUUGUAUUGAAGUGUAGGAUAUGAGUACACUCCCAAGUUGAACUUGGUGUUUCUAAGAUCUUUGCCGUGCAAUCUUAAAUAAGCACUAAUGGCAUUACUGAAUUGUUCUUUUAAAUGUUUUUCUUAUAUGUACAAAUCUAAUGGAACAAGGGAGUAUAUAUUUUGUUUUACAAAGGUAAAAUACAAUGUAUGUGAUUUUUUUAAAGCAUCUAGCACAUUAUCUUCAGAAUAAAAGAAGUUUGAGUACUGUAAUGGUUCCUGUCAGUAAAUGUCUUUAAUUAGACUAAAAAAUAUUUGAUCACCUCAAGUUAACAGUUGAGCGGUUUUAUAAAUAUAACUAAAUUACGUGCUGGGGAGAUGCAAAGCUUCACAUACUGUUUAACAUCUCUAAGGUCUUUCUUGCCCUGUAAUGAAAAUACUGCAGUCACAUCUAUGCAAACAUAUUAUCUUAUUGCCACUCCAGUCACUCUGAAAUGGAAUUGCGCUUCGAAAGGUCAGUACUCACAGCAGUGCUGUUAUUUUUUGUUUUCUUUAUAGUAUACAGAUCAAUGUUCUGGCUCUGAGCCCUUCUCUGUACUAACACCAUGAAGAGCGUGCUUGGCUUGGAUCCUCCUGUCCACUGUCUUUGCGACCCUGUUUCUUCUAAGGAAACCUUAAAGCUACUCAAUGAGUAGGUUUAUUUAUAUUGCAUUUGAAAUGUUUGCCAGGUCACUGCUUUCUUUUUGCCCUGUUGCCAGUAUGGUAAUUUGCUGACAACGUGCGUACAAUAGGGAAAGCAAUUUUCCAUCACUCCCUGUUUGGCUUUAUAUCAAGCUGACAGGCCGAGAGAAGCCUGAAUUGGUUUGCUUUUCAAGCAUCCAGCAUGGUUCUUGCAGAAGCCAGGAUGCUGUGCAGUGAUUUUAUUAUGAUGGGUUUGGGGGGAAGUCUUGCAUGCCUUCUGCAUCCAGUUUUGUUUUUCUAUAACAUUACAAAAAUGUAAACAAGGUAAAGAGCAUAUAUGCAUGUUUCAGUGCAACUGCAUUUGUGUCCUCAACUUGUGGUACUGAAUGAGUUGGAAGGGCAACGUGGGAAGUGAUGGGGCCCUGGACAGUAUUUUGACCUGUCUUCAAGAUCUCUGAAUUUUUUGGCUUAUAUAGAGGAGCUGUUGUUCAUUUCCUUGACAAAGUGAAAACAUUCCUGUAUUUCUAUAGGGCACGGCUGUUUUAUUUUGUCCAUGAUGUCUAUCCAUGUUGGUAUUUGAAUGCCUUUAAUCAACACUGUUAAUGAUAAGAGUGCUUAUGCUUCAAACUUACCCUCAACUGAGAUAGCAGCCAUGUUUCCUCUGAAAAGAAAUUAGUUUAGAUAAAUACUAUUUAAUGCAACUAAACAUUUAUUUCAUAAAGAAAAGUGAAUGCAAAAGACCCACAAAUGACCAUGAUAAUGACUAAUGACCAUGUUAAAAGAUACUGGAAAAAUUACAUAGAGAGAGGUUUCUGUGAGCUGUUUUAUUAGUUUGUUUUUUUAAGAACGUUGUAAGACAGCAUAAUACUUUAUAAUGGGAUUCACCAAUGUACUUGUAUAUUUUAAUGUAACUGUACAAUUCUUCUCAAUGUUUUUUGUGAAGUUAAAUCAGGCUGAGUUGAAAUGAGUUACAAGUUAUAAUAAGAAAUAGGAAAAUCCAUGAAUUAUUAAAACAUGAAAGAAGAAAUUUGUUUUUGGAGUAAAGCUGUAUUUUCACUUUUGCUGAUGAGCCAGAGGGACUUUACAGGUAACAUUCAAUAUUAGUCUGAUUCAGUUUCAUAAAUCAAGAUGGUUGUAAUUACAUUAUGAUUAAUCGCAAAGAAAGUGUUUCCUAGACAUUCCAGAAGUAUCAGUAGCAGUUUUAAAAUCUAGAUAUAAGAAUUCGUUUAACAUACUUGGAUAAUCUUGGAGCAUCUCUUGGAAAAUUUACCUUAGUAUUUUGCUUCUGCAAUAUUUCCAUUGUGGCUGUUUGUAAUGCAUGACCUAGUCGGUGCAGAGACAUGCAGAAAGAGCUGUGUUUAUCCUGGUUUUGUUGCCAUGGUCUUCUAGCUUCAGGGGGAAUUACUUCUGGUUAAUUCCUGCGCUGGUGUAAAUUGGCAAUGAAAUUACUUCCAACAGCAUUAAAACAAUUAUCACUGUAAAUUUUAUUAAUCAGCUAUCCAUUUAGAGAAAAAAGCUGCAGUAAUUUGUUGAAAUGUAAUGUCUGAGAUUAAAAGAAAAUGCUGCUAACAAUUUUAUAAUUGCCAUUGAAAAAUAAAGGCUCAGGUUGUUUUCCUGAGACAGAAAGAAGGUGAUUUUUCAAUCAUUCUCAGAAGAACCCAAGCAGAGAACUGAACAGCCGCAGUGUGGCUGAAUUGUUUUGAGGUGAAAAACACAAGAAAAGUAAUGGAAAACUUUUGAAGUUACAUAUAGGUGGUUAUUUGGGAAGGUAGGUAGAUUGUUUGUAAACAGUAAUCUGUAUUUCUGUUAUUUGUGAGUAUUCUGUAUUGGUUUUGUUCCUCUAAAGUCCUUUGACAACAUGUUUGUGUUCAAAAUUAGUAUGAAUUUUACACCAAAAGCAAUAUGUGCAUGCUGAAAGAUUUUUUUUUACCUAUUCCUUUGAUUGCGAGUAGGUAAACCAAAAGGAUUACUUCUGUUAAAAUACUGUAGGAAAGUCUUCCAUAGUCUAGAGGCAGACUGUUGAUUUUUGCUCCCUGAAUGCUGGUUUGCAUUUUUUCGCAAGGUGGCAGCCUUGUGCCAUCCUGUUGGGGUGACCAACUGCUUAAUGUAAUGCUGCUUGAAAUCACAGCAUCAGGUUUCUUAGCUUGGCUAUUUCCUGAGAAUUAGAAAACUUCGAGUUCUGUCAUGGCUGAGUGCUUGUUUCAGUAACUGGUUUAGCUAAAAUGUUCAUGUUUUUAAUUAUCAAUUUAGAGUGUAUGAUAAGUUUUAGAAGAAGCACUGGUUUUGCUCAUCUUUAAAAUGUAUUUGAUAUUUUUAUUUGAUAUUUUUAUUUAUUUAUCAAGUUUUCACAUCAGGUCUUAGAUAACAAAAAUGAAAUCUGAAAGCUUAUUCUUGACAUGAUGUCAAUAUUUUAAACACUACACUUGCUUAGAAAGUUAGGAUUUCCUUCUGCUGUUUUAUUACCGACUUUCACAGAUUGUUAUUUCCUUCAUAUGGUCCAUUAAUUGCCAUUUAAAAUAAGAAAAAUACAUUGGAGGACAAACUGAGGAAGGCAAAGUAAUUAUACUUCUGAGACUGACACAUGGUGAUUUUCUGAAAUAUUCGCUCUUUUUGUUAGAUGAUGCACAUACGAAAUACAAAUGUUCAAAUGUCUGUUAGCCCUGUAGUAGUUGACACACAGCAUUUUAUAUGCAUCAUCUGCUUUUUGUGUAAUGAAAAAGUCUGUAGCCAGAAUCCAUGAAAAUAACUGCUUCCAAUUACCUCAAAUUCUGUGUUUCUAUUCACUGCCCUGUUUUUUUUGUUUUCUUUCCUUAAAAAAGCUUUGCUUUCCUUGUUGGGUUGUAUACACCUUUUAUUUUUGAGUCAGUGACAUUUGUACGUCAGCUGAGAUGUCUUUUAUAGGAAAGAAACCCACAAGACUCUUAAAAGUAUGCUUUAGAUGAAUCCAGAGAACUGGUUUUUACUAGCAAACAUCAUUUUGCAGACAAAAGGAAUCUGUCCAUGAGACAGAAAUGCUAACCUAGCUGGCAACCUGUAGCUAAAAUGUCCUUAAUUUGUGAGUUUUUGUCACUGGGCUUUGUGCUUAAUCUCAGAGUGUGCUCAGGACCUCAUGCUGUUCCUUAGCUCUGGGGAAAGUUGGAAUUUCAGGAGCAGGAAGCAAAAGGGAAAGGAUUGCUACAGCCGAUUGCUGUUGCAACACUACCAGCAGCAGGCAUGGAUGGGAUGCUCUGGGGCACUGCUGCUCUGAGCAGUGCUCUGUAGCUCAGGUUAAGCUUGUAUGUGGUGGUGAGGGAGAGAGGUUUGCCAUGCCUGAGGGAAAAUGUCUUCUCCACAUGAAGGAGAGGCUGCCUGUUGCUGGAGCUGGCCUGAUCACUGGUAGAACGGUCUUGGUAAACUUGGGAAUUAAUUGGUUUAUCAAACGAUGUUUCUGGUACUUAGGUGUGGAUCUAUAACUUUAAGGUUUUCAAGAAAUGCGAGCCUACUUGAAUUGCACCCCUAUGCCAGUAGUGGGGAAGGGGUUGCUUUUGUUUUCAGAUCAUUUGUUGUCCAGAUACUCCGCUGUAUUUAUAAAGCAAAAAUCGUCAUAUCUUAAAAAAAAUAAACACUUUGAAAACA